AUGAACGCCAUUCAGUGCUACGCCCCGACAAACGAGAGGGACGAAGACAGCAAGGACCAGUUUUACAGCAGACUGCAGACAAUCGUAGAGAGCUGUCCAGGUAGAGACUUCACUAUCAUGAUGGGACAUUUUAACGCCAAGAUCGGGAAUGACAACACUGGAUGGGAAGAGGUCAUGGGCUGCCACGGACUUGGGGACAUCAACGACAACGGGAAGAGAUUUGCAGAUCUGUGUGCAUCACACAACUUGGUCAUCGGUGGAAGUAUCUUUCCUCAUAAGCGAAUCCAUCAAGCGACGUGGGUGUCACCUGACCAAACAACAGAGAACCAGAUUGACCACCUGUGUAUCAACAAGAAGUUCCGGAGAUCCCUCCAAGAUGUGCGAGUCAAGAGAAGAGCUGAUGUAGCAUCAGACCAUCGCCUUGUAGUAGAAAUGUUGAAGCUGAGGAAGAAUUGGACUGGAGAUCAAAUACACUGA
Molecule: messenger RNA, 477 nt
Organism: Paramuricea clavata
Lineage: Eukaryota; Metazoa; Cnidaria; Anthozoa; Malacalcyonacea; Plexauridae
Source: the annotation of a GenBank genome assembly